AUGCUCGUUGUUGUUGGGGCGCCUCCAUCUCAUACAAUUGCUUCCGAAGUUGCCACAAACAUCGCUGGUGCAUACUUGCGAAAGAAAUCUGGUAUUAUGGCUGGCCAAACAGCUCUCUCGGUUGCGGAUGAGAAUGCGGUUGUUGAGCGGGUGGAACGUUGGCUCAAACAUGGGUUUUUCCCUUAUCCCACAUUGCCAAAGGAUGUAGCCAAUGCAUAUCUUCAUAAUAACCAGAACUACAACCAGAACAAACCAAACUUGAACGUCGGUUGGCAGAGGGGCUUCUUGGAUCGGAAUCAAGAACUUUCCGAUGACUUAGCCGAAGAACGCGAUACAAUAAGGCUAAGAGGUAUGCACGAAGACCGCAGGGCUUGGAAAUUCUUCCACGCGUUCAAAGAUGUCAAGCAGAAGUUUUCGGUUACCGACGACAACAUCUACGCAAUGGAAGAUGCUGCAUUCGUCACCACCAUGUAUCGAAAGUCGCCCGCUAUGUUCGUUCGACCACUGAACCAAUAUCACAAGAGAGAAGAACGGGCAUUCUCGUCUGUGAUCCACUGUUGUUCAACGCGAGGGAAGCACCUGUCCCCAUACAUAGUCUGCAGGAGCCAGGAUCCACCACAGACCAAAAACUUUGGUCAAAUCAAAGUUUCCUCUACCCAAUCAGGCUGGGCAGAGGCGACUCAUGCACUUGACUGGGUGAAGACCGUUUUUGAGCCAGAGACUCGACCUCGAGGUCGGCGUCAAACAUGGAGAAUCCUGAUGAUUUCCCAACGAUGUCGGAUAGUCUACCCCGAUUUCGAAAGUUUCUGCUGGGACCACAAUAUCGCCUGUAUUGCUUUCCCCAAGAACGAGCAGAAGUUCUUCAACCCAAUGGAAAACAUCGCCUUUGGGCCUAUGCAAAAAAGCUAUACCGACUACAUGAGAAAGAGAUUUUCGGAUAACAAUGAAAAUGCUACUACCCUGAAUAUGGCUGAGUUUGCAAGCUGGAUCCAUGGCGAGGUAGCUUCGUCUACACGAGUGAAAGAAGCAGCCGAUGUUUGGCGUCAAAGCUGCCUUGUGCCUCUAGAUGAAAAUCGCCUUCGGAACUGCCUCCAAGGGAACCGAGCUACCGCCGCCCCAGAGGAUAGAAGCUCCAAUUUUGAUAGCCGCUUCGAUUCGGAUGAUAACGGCAGGAGAAUGACAAGCCGACAGUCGCCACUUCGAACAAGCGUUCCUUUACCCGUCAUCCCAUCAACGGAGGCAUUAAGCCGACACUCCACUCCCGAAUAUUCACCUCCUUCACCACGGCCAUCACAAACCAGCCCAGAGAGCCAGGAGACCCAACAGAGUGACGAUAGCUCCCAAUCGGAGGAAGAUGAAUCAGACGGCGAGAAUGAGACGUUCACCAAUCAUCAUCCUAUCACGCCAUGCAGGACCCCUAGACUACCCAAGACUGCUCGGGCCAAAACUCCAGAGAGGAAACCAUCUGAUUCAGUGAUGUCGUCUAAGAAACACCGGGACGUCUUGGAUAAAUGCAUAGAAGGAUCGCCUAAAACACAGAAGAGGUAUCGCGAUGAUUUAAUUCUCGAUCGUGGGGAUCUAGAGAAGGAGAAUGCUCGCCUGAAAGAAAGGGUCGAGCUUUUGGAACAGUUUGCGCUUAAGAGACCGAGACUCGACUGA
This is a messenger RNA of Penicillium hordei, 1659 nucleotides long. RefSeq lists its product as uncharacterized. NCBI's taxonomy places the organism in Eukaryota, Fungi, Ascomycota, Eurotiomycetes, Eurotiales, Aspergillaceae. Bases 1 to 1659 code for a protein of 552 amino acids. The record is from RefSeq and is a predicted model, not a curated record. The transcript has a single exon. Gene Ontology annotation, molecular function: nucleic acid binding.